Messenger RNA from Onychomys torridus (southern grasshopper mouse), 5308 nucleotides. It is a transcript of the gene Baz1a, whose product is annotated as bromodomain adjacent to zinc finger domain 1A. NCBI's taxonomy places the organism in Eukaryota, Metazoa, Chordata, Mammalia, Rodentia, Cricetidae. Gene Ontology annotation, molecular function: protein binding. Gene Ontology annotation, biological process: chromatin remodeling. The transcript is spliced from 26 exons. Bases 77 to 4747 code for a protein of 1556 amino acids. The record is from RefSeq and is a predicted model, not a curated record.
CAAUUUGCUAGGGACGCGGCGGGGGCGGACGCGCGCGGCCCGGGAGAGCCAGAGAGAGAAAGAGAGAGCCAGAGAGAUGCCGCUGCUCCACCGAAAGCCGUUCGUGAGGCAGAAGCCGCCGGGGGACCUGCGGCCGGACGAGGAAGUUUUCUACUGUAAAGUCACCAACGAGAUCUUCCGCCACUACGAUGACUUUUUUGAACGAACCAUUCUCUGCAACAGCCUUGUGUGGAGCUGUGCUGUGACGGGUAGACCUGGACUGACUUACCAGGAAGCACUUGAGUCAGAAGAAAAAGCACGGCAGAAUCUGCAGAGUUUCCCAGAACCACUGAUUAUUCCCGUUUUAUACUUGACCAACCUUACCCAUCGUUCCCGCUUACAUGAAAUCUGUGAUGAUAUCUAUGCAUAUGUUAAGGACCGAUAUUUUGUUGAAGAAACUGUGGAAGUCAUUAGGAACAAUGGUACAAGGCUGCAAUGUAGAAUCCUGGAAGUCCUCCCUCCGUUACAUCAAAAUGGUUUUGCUAAUGGACACAUGGGCAGCGUUGAUGGAGAGACUAUUGUCAUCAGUGACAGUGAUGAUUCAGAAACACAAGGCAGCUCUUUUCAGCAUGGGAAGAAAAAAGAUGCAGUUGAUCCCUUACUAUUCAGGUACAAGGUGCAGCCCACUAAAAAGGAAAUGUAUGAGUCUGCUGUCGUGAAAGCAACACAGAUCAGCCGGAGAAAACACCUAUUUUCUCGAGAUAAACUAAAGCUUUUUCUGAAACAACACUGUGAACCACAAGAUGGAGUCAUUAAAAUUAAGGCGUCAUCUCUUUCAACAUACAACAUAGCAGAACAAGAUUUUUCUUACUUCUUCCCCGAUGAUCCACCGACAUUUAUCUUCAGUCCUGCUAACAGACGGAGAGGAAGACCUCCCAAACGAAUAUCUCUUGGUCAGGAAAACAGCAUUGCUAGUAAACAGACUAUUGUAGGGUGUCGGAGCAAAGCCACCAAAGACAGAGACAAGCUUUGGAAACAAGAAGAAAUGAAGGCACUAGCUUUUGAAAAGGCUAAACUAAAGCGAGAAAAAGCUGAUGCUUUGGAAGCAAGAAAAAAAGAAAAGGAAGAUAAAGAGAAAAAGAGGGAAGAAUUGAAGAAAAUUGUAGAAGAAGAGCGACUGAAGAAAAAAGAAGAGAAAGAGAGACUUAAAAUAGAAAGAGAAAAGGAAAGAGAGAAAUUACGUGAAGAAAAGCGAAAAUAUAUGGAAUACUUAAAGCAGUGGAGUAAACCCAGAGAAGAUAUGGAAUGUGAUGACCUUAAGGAACUUCCAGAGCCAACUCCAGUGAAGACCAGGCUCCCUCCCGAGAUCUUUGGUGACGCCUUGAUGGUUUUGGAGUUCCUUAAUGCAUUUGGGGAACUCUUCGAUCUCCAAGAUGAGUUUCCAGAGGGAGUAACCCUAGAAGUGUUAGAGGAAGCUCUUGUAGGAAAUGACAGUGAAGGCCCACUGUGUGAAUUGCUUUUUUUCUUCCUGACUGCAAUCUUCCAGGCCAUGGCUGAAGAAGAGGAGGAAGUAGCCAAAGAGCAGGUCACUGGUGCCGACACCAAAGAUUUAUCAGAGGCUUUGGAUGAAGAUGCAGACCCCACAAAAUCUGCACUGUCUGCAGUUACGUCUGUGGCCGCUGCAUGGCCACAGUUACACCAGGGCUGCAGUUUGAAAAGCUUGGAUCUUGAUAGCUGCACUCUUUCUGAAAUCCUCAGACUGCACAUCUUAGCUUCAGGCGCUGAUGUGACAUCAGCAAAUGCAAAGUACCGAUAUCAGAAACGAGGAGGAUUUGAUGCUACAGAUGAUGCCUGCAUGGAGCUUCGAUUGAGCAAUCCCAGUCUGGUGAAAAAACUGUCCAGCACUUCUGUGUAUGAUUUGACACCAGGAGAAAAAAUGAAGAUUCUCCACGCUCUCUGUGGGAAGCUCCUGACCCUGGUCUCUACUAGGGAUUUCAUUGAAGAUUACGUCGACGUAUUACGGCAGGCCAAGCAGGAGUUCCGAGAGCUCAAGGCGGAACAACAUCGCAAAGAGCGAGAGGCCGCGGCUGCUCGAAUCCGUAGACGGAAGGAAGAAAAACUGAAGGAACAAGAACAGAAAAUGAAAGAGAAACAAGAAAGGCUGAAGGAGGGGGAGCAGCGGAGGCCAGCUGCAGACCUCGGGGAGGAAGGACGGGAAGAUUUUGACACUAGUACUGAGAGCAAAGAAACAGAGCGGAAAGACCUGGACCCUGAUGUGGUUACUGAGGAUGAGGAAGACCCCGGGUCCCAGAAAAGGAGCAGAAGAGGGAAAGCAGGACACAAUGGAGUUAAGCAGUGUGUGAAGCAGGAAGAGAUGAGCUGCUGUAUAAAGCAGGAGCCCCUCCCUGCUGAUGCGGAGGCAGCCGUGAGGCAGGAGCACCAGCAGAAAGAGAAGGAACUCCUCGACAAGAUCCAGAGCGCCAUCGCCUGUACCAAUAUCUUCCCUUUGGGGCGAGACCGCAUGUACAGGCGGUACUGGAUUUUCCCCUCUAUCCCUGGCUUGUUUAUAGAAGAAGACUUCUCAGGUCUCACGGAAGACAUGCUAUUGCCUAGACCUUCAUCAUUUCAUAAUAAUAGCGCACAGUCUCAUGAUCCUCAGGUGUCUGUUAAAACUGAAGAGUCCUUCAUGUCUGAAUCUACCUCCAGCCUUGACCAAGGUCCAUUCGACGAUUCUGUACUGCUGCCAAAACCAGUGCGUAAGCCAAAUCGGUGGUGCUUUUACAGCUCUCGGGAGCAGCUAGACCAGCUUAUUGACGCUCUCAACUCCAGAGGGCACAGAGAAAGUGCCCUAAAGGACACCCUGCUGCAGGAGAAGAGCAGGAUUUGUGCGCAGCUGGCCCACUUUUCUGAAGAGAAAUUCCACUUUUCAGACAAACCUCAAGCUGAUAGCAAGCCUAUUUCUUCUCGGGGGCGAUCUUCCAAUGCAUGGGACACAUCACAGAUGUCUGCAGAGAGGCAGCUGGAGCUGCGGCUCAGAGACUUUCUCUUGGAUAUUGAAGACAGAAUCUAUCAAGGGACAUUAGGAGCAAUCAAGGUUACAGAUCGACAUGUCUGGAGAUCCGCCUUAGAAAAUGGACGAUAUGAGCUGUUAAGUGAGGAAAACAAAGAAAAUGGAGUAAUUAAAACUAUGAAUGAAGAUGUAGAGGAGAUAGAAAUUGAACAAGCAAGGGUCAUAGUGAGAGACAGACUUUGGGGGAUUAAAACAGAAACUCCAAGUACCAUCUCAACUAAUAGCAGUACACCACAGUCGGUGAGCAAUGUGGUUCAUUAUCUGGCCAUGGCCCUCUUCCAGAUAGAACAGGGCAUUGAGCGGCGUUUCCUCAAAGCUCCGCUUGAUGGCAGUGACAGCGGACGCUCUUAUAAGACUGUCCUGGACCGUUGGAGAGAGUCUCUCCUUUCCUCCGCUAGCCUAUCCCAAGUCUUCCUUCAUUUGUCAACCUUGGAUCGAAGUGUGAUGUGGUCGAAAUCUAUACUGAAUGCACGUUGCAAGAUCUGCCGGAAAAAGGGAGACGCUGAAAACAUGGUGCUCUGUGAUGGCUGUGACCGAGGGCACCACACCUACUGCGUCCGACCAAAGCUUAAGACCGUUCCUGAAGGAGAUUGGUUUUGUCCAGAAUGUCGGCCAAAGCAGCGUUCCAGGAGACUUUCCUCUAGGCAGAGACCAUCCUUGGAAAGUGACGAAGAGAUGGAAGAGAGUAUGGAAGAGGAGGACGACAUCGAUGAUGAUGAUGAAGAAGAGGGCCAAAGUGAGGAGGAAGAGUAUGAGAUAGAACAAGACGAAGAGGACUCUGAAGAAGAGGAGGAACUCAGCCCACCCAAACGAGGAAGACCACAAGUUAGAUUGCCAAUUAAAACAAGAGGGAGACUUAGCUCUUCUUUCUCAAGCCGCAGCCAGCGACAGGACCCUGGAAGGUACCCUUCAAGGAGUCAGCAGAGCACACCCAAAACCACCGCUUCUUCUAAGACUGCUGCUGGCAGGAACCUGAGGAAGAUCAGAUCUGCUCCUCCUACAGAAACGCGCCCUUCAAGGAGUGCUAGUAGGCCCACUCGCCACAGUCCUGGUGCGCUGCAAGCGGAUGUGUUUGUGGAACUGCUUAGUCCUCGGGGAAAACGCAAAGUACGCAAGAGUGCUGAUAACACGCCCGACCACAGCCCCAGCCUCACUAACUUCAGAGUCAGCACCGCGAGGUCAAGUGGACAGUUGAUACCUUUAAAUGCUGCCUCAGGCCAUUCUCUGCAAGACAGUGACUCUAAGAGAAGAGGCAGGAAGAGACAAUCUACAGAGUCGUCUCCUGUACCACUGAAUCGAAGAAGUUCCGGCCGACAAGGAGGUGUCCACGAAUUGUCUGCCUUUGAACAACUUGUUGUGGAGUUGGUACGCCAUGAUGAUAGCUGGCCCUUUUUGAAACUUGUUUCUAAAAUCCAGGUCCCAGACUACUAUGACAUCAUUAAGAAGCCCAUUGCCUUAAAUAUAAUUCGAGAAAAAGUAAAUAAAUGUGAAUAUAAAUUAGCAUCUGAGUUCAUUGAUGACAUUGAGUUGAUGUUUUCAAACUGCUUUGAGUACAACCCUCGGAACACAAGCGAAGCGAAAGCUGGGACUCGGCUUCAAGCAUUUUUUCAUAGUCAAGCUCAAAAGCUUGGACUCCAUGUCUCCUCCAGUAAUGUGGACCAUGUUAGCAUGUUAGCUGCAAAAAAGUCACGGGUCUAGCUGUGUUCCUUCUACAGGCUGUGUGAGAAGAAAAACGUGAAUCGUUCAUAAAAAUGGAACAUUAAAUCAUGCUCUAAAGCAGAUAUGUGUAUAAAGCAAUAACAACAACUGGUCAACCACAUCCGAGUGUGGUCUGCACUAUAUUCUCAACUUUAAUAUUAAGCACUCAGGAGAAUGUAGGAAAGGUUUCCUUUGCUACAGUUUUUGUUCGUAUCUAUUAAGUUUAAUAGAUGUAUUGGAUAUAGUACUGGUUUACAGAGGUUUUGUACAUUUUGAGAUCAUUCAUGUGUUCAGGUAUCCUGGAAGAUAUUUUUUGAUCUAUGAUUUAUUUUGCCAUUGACCUUUUAGGAUUUAUCCACAGACGAGGCUCCUAGAGCAGUGUAGAGAACGUGUGUGUCUUAAGCCUUGUUUAAUGAGCACACUGUUGUAACACUACACAUGAGUGAACCCAGUUUUCUAUCCCUGACUGCUGUAGCCAGUGCCGACAGAAUUUAUUAACUAGAUAUUUAUUUUAGCAUUCAAAGUCAUUUGUGAAUUUGUUUUGUAUUUAUAAAAUUUAUA